AUGGUCAUAGCGAACUCGCUGGAUGUGGAUGUAGACGUGGACUGGCUUUACAAGGGUAGAAGAAAGCCCAAAGCCCAACAGCCUCCGGUAAGGCAAAAAAGGUCAUCUUCCGUGUCCAAUGGCUCUCUUAGCCAUGUUUCUGCGCACGCGGAGGCCCCUGGCGCAGCAGCCGUGUGUAGCUCGCAACCAGCCGGUGAGGUUGCGAAGACGCCGCUGCCUCCAACCCCAGGCAAAAAAUCCAGCGACUCGGCCACUCCCGAUGCCACGGGGACGGCGAAGAUGGCGCGCUCUCAUGCUCCGCAACGCUCCAAGUCUGUGAACGAGGCGAAUCUGGGCAGUGGGAAUAGCACUGCAAAGACCAAGAAGACGCUUUUCGGGUCGUUGUUUCGCAGAAACAGCCACGGCGCCAGUGACAGGCCGAGCAUUCCCCUGGCGUCGACGGGGCCCAGAAGCUCGAGUCCCGCCAAGGGAGCUGCUCCGGGCGACGCCACAAGCACGUCGGUGGGGGCUGCUCCAGCCACGCCACCGGCCACUGCCCCGGCUGCUGUGCCGGGUGCCGUGUCAACUCCGAACUCGUCGUCGAUGAACGUUGCCGUGUCGCAGUUUUUGAAAGAACCCUCGUCGCCCGAGGUCAAAGAUCCGGCUCCCAUUCACGAAGAGAGAUUCUUUCCCGGACGUGCUAGCACGCAUCGCAAUUCCAUCCCCUUUGAGAAUUUGGCCAGCGUGCCGCUCCGAAGGGUCACAUUCGCGGUUGACCGUUUUGGAAUGGAUCCGCCUCAACAGAUCCCAAGCCGAAAACCGAAACGUGGGGACGUGCUGAUCCCCCAGGACAUGAUAUGUCCGACCCCGUCCAUAUCGGUGGGCAUCACCAAUACGCAAGGCAGUGUCGAACACGCGGCCUCGCUUUUCAACGAGGAGUCCAAGGAAUAUAAGGCCGCGCUAGAGAACCACCGCAAGGCCCUGAGGGAGUCGGAUAAGCAUCAGCAGGAGGCGCACUACGCAGCGCAGCGUAUAGCGCAUGAGGUUGCAAACUUCAAAUCCAAGAGCACUUCACAAGCGACGAACACCACGGCUCCAGCCAGUGGUCAGCAGGCCGGCACGAAACCCACCACCACGGCGAUUGACGACCGCAUCAAGCAUCUGGAGAUCGAUAAGCCAAUUCACAAGCACGAAAACUAUUUCGACCCCUCACAGCCGGAGGACAGUCCGGAAUCCCAGACCAAACUGACGCUAGACAAGAUCUACACGCGCUGUUGUCAUUUGCGGGAGAUUUUGCCAAUACCAUCCACACUCAAACAAGUGAAAAACAAGACUGCUCCUUUACAAAUGUUGAAGUUUCUGAACCCUAGGCCCACGCUCAUAGACUUACUGUCGUUUUGCGAUUUCAUCUCGAUCACUCCGAUCCACAACGUGGUGUUCGAUAAUGUGAACCUGACCCCCGAAAUGCUAAGAAUAGUGAUAACCUCACUGGCGAAUAGCGGUGCGAUCGAAAAGCUCGGUUUCCGAAAUGUGAUUUUCAACUCGGAAAGCUGGAAACUACUGUGCCGGUUCCUGCUGCGAAACGAUUCGCUUUUGAAACUGGACAUCUCACAAACCAAGAUCAAGCCAGACCUGGCACCGGGCCUGUACCGCGCGCAUAUGGAUUGGAAUUUGUUUACAGAUGUGCUACAACGACGCCGCGGUAGGCCCCUGGAAGAGCUGUUGAUCAACGGAGUGAGGUUUGACAACUUUGACGUAUUCGUCAACUUACUAAGCACUUUUGCCUCGACGGCGCCUGCCCACAGUAAGAAGAGGCUUGGCAUCGCGCAAUCGUCGAUCACAGGGGAGCAGCUGAAGUUCCUAAUGUCGUGGGUCAGCGAUUACCAGAUCCAAGGCGUGGACCUCGGGUUUAACGACCUGAGUGAGCUUGUGAAACCGUUGGUUGGGAAGCUGUCCGCCUUGCCCUUGGACAAUAUGCAUUACUUCACGCUGAACAGCACAAACAUCGCCACCGCGUACGACGCGGCGUUGAUCCUACGGGCCAUAUCCAAACUGCCAAACCUGUAUUUCUUGGACUUGAGCAAUUUGCCGCAGAUCUUCCCGGAGAUUUUCCCGUACCUGAACAAAUACCUCCCACGCAUGGCCAAUUUGAAACGGCUGCACUUGGAUUCGAACGACUUCACCUCUCGAGAAGUGGUGAUGGUCACCAGCGUGCUGUCGAAAUGCGACCAAUUGUUGCACCUGUCAUUGCUGAAUAUACCGGCGGAGGCGUUCUCCACCGCCAUGUGUGCCAACGUCUACGAUUGCGUGCGGCAAUGUGCCAAGUUGACGAAUCUGGAUAUCGCGUAUGGGAACAUGCCGGAACAAAUCUCUUCGCGCAUCGCGCUCUGCCUGAUGCGCAGGAUGCACCGGGACUUCGAGCUGGACGACCUGACGAACCAGGACGACGUGCUAUUCGACGGCACACUGCUGUCGGAAACGGCGGAGAACGUGUUUGAGAAACUGAACAACUUUGAAAACGUGGAGACGAAUGCCACCAGAAGGUAUCUGCUCAAGAAGUAUUGGGAACGCUUCAACCGCGUGCACGACAACGUGCAGAGCACCAUCGACCAACUGUUCCACAAGCGGAGCCUGGGGGAAUUGAACUUACAAAGUAAAGAAAACCUGCUACGGUUGUUAUUUGUGGAAAACAAUCUAUCGCAUAUCCUAAGCCUACUCAAGACAUACCCACAGGUGGCCGACGUGGCGGGCUUCGAGCCGGACACACAGCCCUCUGCGUUCGAGCACGACCUGUCGGCGCUCCCGGACCCCGAGGUGCCCGCCCACGUACGACCCCAUUUGAUGGCGACGGACUCCGGGAGAACCAUAGACGUUACCACGGGCAAGCCGGUGUUGGUGAAACAGCCGUCGCACGUUGCGCUGGUGGGCAAACGCCAAGAGGAGGAAGAAGGCGAGUUCCACAAGUGGGGGUUUUUCGUGCAACAACAAAACUCUAUAUACCCGGACCACCAGGUGGUGAAUCCCGGCCCCGCGGCCACCGCCGUCUCGCCGCAAACGUCCUCCACGGCCACCGCCGCUGUUGCCCCACAGGCGGCCGCCGCUCACGGGCUGCUUCCCAAGAUCCCGUCCGGUACGGAAUUGCGCGACGCCGUGAUGCGUGCCAAAGGUAUAGACUCGAUCGAGGAACUGAUCCAAAAUGUGACUGGGAAUAGAGUCACUCUGGACAAGAUCUACGGGGUUCCGCUGCACCCGAUGGCGACGGUGCCUCCGGCCGCGGCGGCGGGCUCGCAGUUGGUGCGGUCCAGUUCCACUGCGUCCUUCACGUCCUCGGACUCGGACAACGAGGACAAAGUGGACGAGACCUACGACAAGUUGCUCAGCAGCCUGAGCAAAGUGCGGUCCAAUAAAUAG
Messenger RNA from Lachancea dasiensis, 3390 nucleotides. NCBI's taxonomy places the organism in Eukaryota, Fungi, Ascomycota, Saccharomycetes, Saccharomycetales, Saccharomycetaceae. The record is from the annotation of a GenBank genome assembly.